AUGCUCAGAGGAGUGCUGCUGAGAACCCUCUCUGUGUGCAGCUCUCGCAGCAAUGCUCCUCCCACGCCCACGGCGCAUGAUGAGGCAUCAGCUGCUGGACACAUCACGCACGUUGAGGGGACUCAAGGGGUGCCACAGGCUUCUGGGCAUGUGGAGCAGCAACAGCACAAUCCUUUGGUCGUGGCACACGACGUGACUUUCAAAUCGACUCAAAAGUCUUCUGGGCAUGUGGAGCAGCAGCAGCACCCUUUGGUCAUGGCACACGACGAGGCUCCUGCACCCAGGGGUUGUCAUCAGGCCUCCCAUGGGAUGAUGGCUCUUGCUGCUGCACCCAUGGCGGGAGCACCAGUGCUGCAAGCACCCACAGCGCAUGCACCCCUUGUGCAGGCACCCGUGGGGCAGCAGCACUCCUCUCCUUUCCAAGGGCCACAGGUCCGACUGCUUCAGAUGCCAUCCAUGCAGCGGCUAACCCAGGAGCUGCAAGCAAGACAGAAUUCUCAGCAAAGGGAGUCGCCUGGGAGCUCUGAGAAAGCUGGCUCGCUGGAUACGAUCGACGUUGACAUCUGUGGGGUGGAGGAGGAUGAGGAUGAGCAUGCGACGAGCAAGCAAGAGGGGGAGAAGCUGGAUGGACCCUCAGCAUUGGAUGGAUCCUCACCGUUGGAUGGAUCCUCACCGUUGGAUGGAUCCUCACCGUUGGAUGGAUCCUCAUCGUUGAAUAGCCAAUCCCCAUUGGAUAGUUCCUCACCGUCGGAUGCACCCUCAUUGCUGGGUGGGUCCUCAGAUUUGGGUGGGCCCUCAUUGGAUGGGCCCACAAUUCUUCAAAUGUGCGACUAUAAUGAAGACAAGGAGGCUCAAGGUCAAGGUGAAUCAUACAGAAAUUGGUGGGAUGACCUCUUUCCAGAGAUGGUGGAUGUGGAUUUAGUAGCGGCGGUGCAAGGCUGA
This is a messenger RNA of Closterium sp. Yama58-4, 942 nucleotides long. Lineage: Eukaryota; Viridiplantae; Streptophyta; Zygnematophyceae; Desmidiales; Closteriaceae. The record is from the annotation of a GenBank genome assembly.